Molecule: messenger RNA, 2335 nt
Organism: Triplophysa dalaica
Lineage: Eukaryota; Metazoa; Chordata; Actinopteri; Cypriniformes; Nemacheilidae
Exons: 4
Coding region: 381-1934 (517 amino acids)
Biological process (GO): regulation of transcription by RNA polymerase II
Cellular component (GO): nucleus
Molecular function (GO): DNA-binding transcription factor activity, RNA polymerase II-specific; RNA polymerase II cis-regulatory region sequence-specific DNA binding
Source: RefSeq, a predicted model, not a curated record
GUAUCCGUAUAUUUUGCUGCAGGAAGUAACGUUUACUUACAGCAAUUUAACUGCAUGACAGACAUGGUGCAGGAUUAAGACACUUAGCAUGUCGUUCAUUUUUUCUAACCUUCAAUUUGUAUUUUUAUAAUGUUUAUGAGAGUAAAAGAUUGUUAGUUUUGUAACGCUUUUAAACCAGUGGCAAUAAUGCUAGUCGUUAGCCUUUGCUAACCAGGUGAAAACAGCAAAUGAAUCAGAUUCUUACCGCUGAAACGCCUGCACACCAUAGUAGAUGAUGUGACAUUCUGAUUUAAACGUGUAAACAGGGGUUGGUGGAUAGAUUUUUGACCCUUUCUCGGUUGGUUUAAAUCGGUUUCAUCCAUAUAACGUUACUCGUCAUCAUGUCCGACCUCAUACAUACAUUUCAGUCACAGCUGUCCGGGGUCAUGGAGACCGUUUUUAAAGCUGCCAUAUUUGAGAUCACCCGUCUGGUGGAGGAGAGUUUCAUGAAGGAAAUGUCCCGCAGUCGAGAACAGGUGGAGACACUGAAGAAGAGGCUGCAGUGGAGUGAGUCCAGAUGGAGAGUCAGGAGCCACGAGCCACGAUGUGUGGCAAUGGCCAUAUAUCUAAGGAGAAGGGAGAUAAGACAUCACCACCAAAAUGAUGGUGGUCUCAAACAGGAGAACGUUCCAGAGAGAAGCCGGGGAAGCUGUGAGCUGGAGACUGACACGCUUUUGGGAAAAGAAAGAUCAGAAGACCAAACCAGUCUCAAUAACACAGCAGAGUUUGCAGAUACACAGGAUAGGAAACUGGACUGCACACUAAAAGAGGAGGCUGUCUAUAUCACCACUGAUUAUAAGGAGCUUCAGGACGGGUGGACGCUGGAUACUGAAGCUGAAACUUCUGAUUUCUCAUCACACAAAUACAGUGAGCAGGAACUGCAUCAGAUUCAGGAAGACUGGAGCUCUGGACUUAGUCCGCCUGCUGACAAUAAAAAUUACGCAAGUAGUGGAGAUGUCCAGGGACUGCCAUACCGAACACUUUACAACACGGAGGACCUGAUGAUCUACAAUAAACUCGACAUGGGAGACCCUAAUGGUUUUGGAGAAAGAACUGAAGAGACAUUGGGUAAUAUGGUAUUGGUUGAGCCUAUUUCAAAUAAUCUAAACAUGGCAAUGGAAGGUGAAAGACAUCACAAUAGCUCUUCCAAUAAGAGUAAGAGAAGAAAUAGAUGCACGUUGUCUGCACAGUGUAUUCCAGAAACACAAAAUUUUGAUAGAGACACACACUGUUUACUUAUUAACAAAAAUGGCCACUUCCAGGACAUGAGUACCCUUACUGAAGUUCACAGUGCGAUUGCAGGAGAUGCUGGACAUAGAGGGUAUUCACUUUAUGUUGGAGAUGUAGCUAAUGAUCCCAUUGCUGGACUUUAUAAGGAACAUACAUUAACUCUUAAUGAUGGAAAAGUGUUACAACUUAAUGAUGACGCUUCUCCAAAAGCAAACUCACUUUCUCAUCGAGAAGCAUACAUAUGCAACCAGUGUGGAAAGAAAUUUACUCAAGCCUGCAAUUUGAAGGUUCACCAACGUGUCCACCAGCACGAUGGUCUGCACUUGUGCAGUCACUGUGGCAAAGGUUACUCGUCAUUCAGUGAUCUGCGCAGGCACCGAUGCAGUCAGACCGGAGACAAGCCUUAUAGCUGCACGCUUUGCGGCAACAGAUUCAGCCGACUGUGGAAUCUCAAGCUGCACAAACGCAUUCACACGCAGGAGAAACCACACCAGUGUACUGUGUGCAAUAAGAGCUUUACCCGGGCAGAUAUCUUGAAAGUCCAUCAACGCACCCACACGGGAGAACGACCGUACUGUUGUGGUAUCUGUGGACUCAGCUUCAAACGGCUGGACCACCUUAGGUCACAUCAACGCAAACAUAGUGCUGACAUAUACAAUCAAUGAACAUGUUAUACCACACCACAAUGUUAUUUUUAAUACGGAUAUGAAACAAGACUGCAAUGGUUAUACAUAUGAAUGUAUUUAUAGAGGGAUAUGUUGAGACCAUGUUGGAAGCAUAUAUGUAUUUGUAUUUCUAUUUCUUGCAUUAAAUGUCUGUAUCAUUUCAUUAUUGCAGAAAAAAGUUUUUACCACUGCUCAUCAAAUGUCGCUAUUUAUUUAAGAUUUAUUUAAAAAAGGCAUCUGAUAUUUUACAUUAUGGUUAAUAAGUAUCUGUUUCUUUUGAGAUACAUGGCAAUUCAUAUUAAGAUAUAAAUCGCAUUAAUGCAGUAAUAAUGCAAUGUUUUCCUCAGUAUUGACUUUGUCCACAGUUUGGUUGAUGAAAUAAACAUGGGGAAUUAUAUUAA